Molecule: messenger RNA, 1330 nt
Organism: Glycine soja
Lineage: Eukaryota; Viridiplantae; Streptophyta; Magnoliopsida; Fabales; Fabaceae
Product: rac-like GTP-binding protein RAC2
Exons: 7
Coding region: 465-1055 (196 amino acids)
Biological process (GO): cortical cytoskeleton organization; actin filament organization; regulation of cell shape
Cellular component (GO): cell projection; cytoskeleton; cell cortex
Molecular function (GO): GTP binding; protein kinase binding; GTPase activity
Source: RefSeq, a predicted model, not a curated record
AUUUUAUCGGAGUCCAAUUCCACUUACACUAAGGUAAUGUUGCUAAGGAAUGCUUUAUGUUCUAAAUACUAAUUAUUCACUCUCUCCCUUGUACAAUACUUAACCAACUAACACCACUACAGCACCAAACGACUCCUUUGUUGCUCUGGCCUUCCCCUUAAAGAAACAGAAAGCCAAAUGCAAUAAUGUUCAAGGUAAAAGAGGCACACUAAAGUUGGUGCUGAGGGACUUGGCUUAUUAAAUGCUGAUCAUCCCCUCCAUUUCUUUUCAAAAUCAAAUUGACCCUUCUGGCCUUCUCUUCCUCCUUCUUUCUAAGCAUCAUACUUCUUCUCUCCAUUGUUUCAUUUUUAUUUCCAAUUCUUCAAGUGAAAGGAAUAUAGGAACUUGAAGUGAUGAAAACAACAGAAUGUUAAAGGAAGCUUUGAUGUGAGGUGAGGUGAGGAAAUCACAAGAGGAAUUUGAAAAUGAGUACAGCAAGAUUCAUCAAGUGUGUUACUGUGGGAGAUGGAGCCGUGGGAAAGACAUGUAUGCUCAUCUCUUACACCAGCAACACAUUCCCCACGGACUAUGUGCCUACAGUUUUUGACAACUUCAGUGCAAAUGUGGUGAUUGAUGGAAGCACAGUUAAUCUAGGAUUAUGGGACACUGCUGGACAGGAGGAUUACAACAGGCUUAGGCCUUUGAGCUACAGAGGAGCAGAUGUGUUUUUGCUGGCAUUUUCCCUCCUCAGCAGAGCCAGCUAUGAAAAUAUCUCUAAGAAGUGGAUCCCUGAACUGAGACAUUAUGCCCCAAUUGUGCCAAUUGUACUUGUGGGAACCAAACUUGAUUUGAGGGAAGAUAGGCAAUAUUUGAUUGAUCAUCCUGCGGCCACACCUAUAACUACUGCUCAGGGAGAAGAGCUGAAGAAGGAAAUUGGUGCUGCUGUGUAUAUAGAAUGCAGCUCAAAGACUCAGCAGAAUGUGAAGGCUGUGUUUGACGCUGCAAUCAAGGUUGUUCUGCAGCCAUCAAAGCCAAAGAAAAAACGAAAGAAGAACAGAACAUGCGUUUUCCUUUAAUUGGUAUUCAUUUGAUUUGCAUCAUGUAACAUUCGUACCCUUCCCCUAAGUUUUCCUUCUGUUUUUUUACUUUAUUUGAUUGCAAGAAUCGCCCUUUCUGAACGUAUGUAUUCCAAACUCUACCCUCUUUCGGUUUUCCAAUACUUUUUAUUGCUGGUGGAUCUAAAUGAUGUUGUAUCUACUGGAUAAAUACAAGGAAAGAAUGUACUCAAUUAAAGAUAAUUUUUGUGAUAAGAAAAGUAUAAUAGCAUUAAUCAUCACUUUUGUGUUGCUCA